GGGAAAUUCUGCUUCUUCAGUUCACAUAGAACUACGUCAAUCACAUCUGGUUCUGAUAGUGCCCCUGGAAGUCUCCUCAUACUUGGCAUCUUUCUAGCUACAUUAUCGGGGUUAAUGACUCUGCACGUUACACUUUGAUACCUUGGACCCAUAUUUAUUGAAAUGCUUCACUUAUUUCUAACAAGACUGCUCAGUACCCUACAUUGAUUUUAGAAGGGUGCAGUAUACGGAAGAGCGAGUCUCAGUUUGUAGGUCAACAGCAGUAACAGUACAUCGUAGCUUUAAGUAGUCUUACAAUUUCUAGCUAUAGACUGCUUCCCAUAGGGUAGAGCAUGGCUCCUGCAACUAGGUCUCAUCCAGGGGGUGAGGAUGGAAUGGAAGGGCCGAAGGAGGAUAUGGAAUGUGAGAAGGAAAAAGUAAGCCCCCAAAAGAAAAACGUCCAGGACAAGAAAACGGAUGCCCAAGAAAAAGAAGUGAAACUAAUUGCUCCUUACAAAAGGAGUGAUAAAAUCAAGGAAGCUCUCUUGAGCAGAAUCAAAGUUCUGGAUGAUUAUUUUGAUCUUCUGGGCAAAGUAGGUGAAGGAACAUUCAGCACUGUCCAUUUAGCUGCUCUGAAAAGAGAUCCAUCUAGAAUGUUUGCUGUGAAGCAUCUUGUUCCAACUUGUCAUCCAACAAGGAUCAUCCGAGAGCUUCAAUGUCUGCAGACAAUAGGUGGUCAAGAUAAUGUGAUUGGUGUAAAUGUAUGCCUCCGGUCUGAAGACUGUGUAGUUUUCGUGAUGCCUUAUCUCCCUCAUCAAAAAUUCUCUAGUUACGUGUUCAAAAUGGACCCUGCGGAAGUUCAGUUAUAUAUGAAGCACCUGCUGAUAGCUUUGAAGAGGGUGCAUUCUUUUGGCAUCAUCCAUCGAGAUGUCAAACCCAGUAACUUUUUAUACAAUAGAGAUACCAAACAGUUUUUACUGAUCGAUUUUGGCUUAGCGCAACCUGUGGAUGAACUUGCGCCAAAAAACAAUGUGAAAACUGAUAAGAAGAGGAAACGUUGUGAUUUGAAUGAGAAUGCUGAAAACGCGCAGAAGAAAAAAGAAGAGCUGGGUGAACUGCAAGCUGCCAAGCGACCUGUGCUUAGACCUCUGUACCCUAACAUGCCGGUCCUGAGGCCUAUGGUACGCAAGAAAGUCAAAGAUCCGGCUGUGAGCCCUCCAAAAACUACUGAUAAAGAAAAGAUCCAAUUAUCCACGCGGUUUAGUGCUUCAUUGAGUUUAUCUGCCAAGCAGCCCGAACGAACAGAAGCCCAGGUCCCGCGGACAUCCAUCUCAAGUGAAGUUCAGCCUCCGGAGAGCGUGAACAAGUCAGAACCGAGCUGUUCAACCCAGAGGUUUCAAAAGUUGGUGCCGAACCCUCAGUCCACGUGCAAUAAUGUUAGUAAUUUCGUCGUUCAAGAUUCGCAGGUUCUAGAUAAACCGGGAACAAGUCGGACAAGAAAUCAAACAACGGGAGGUGUUUUUCCUCAGCCAGAACGGCGAGCUCCUACUAGCAGAAGAAUCCGCCCAUGCACUUGUGCCGGCAAGUCUCAGAUCUGCAAUGGGUGUAUGACUCGGAGAGCGCCCAAUGCAGCCCGCGCUGGCACACCUGGGUUUAGACCACCUGAGGUAUUGCUCAAAUACCCACACCAAACGACAGCUGUAGAUAUUUGGUCUGCUGGUGUAAUUUUAAUUAGUAUACUCAGUGGCUGCUCGCCAUUUUUCCGCGCUCUGGAUGACAUAACUGCUCUUGCUGAAAUUAUAACUGUUUUUGGAACUGAUAACGUCAAAACUGCUGCUGCCAAAUUAGGAAUAACUGUUCUCUGCAAUGAGAAUCGCAAGCCGUACAACCUGAAAUCAAUGUGUGAGAAAUUACGAGAGAGGAAGUUCGAGCACUCAAGGCUGGCAGAUGAUUCGUGGAAGCAGUUCCCCGUUUGUCUUGGUUGCAACAACCACCGACAUCCAGAAUUUGGUUGCUCGUGCGCAAGAGGAGAACUGCUUGGAAUCAAAUUCCCAGAUGAAGCCUAUGAUCUCUUGAAGAAACUAUUAGAAAUCAACCCUAAGGAAAGAAUUACCGCAGCUGAUGCUUUGAAUCAUCCCUUUUUCAGUAUGGAACUGUAAGCGCACAUUUUUUCUCUCCAUUUUCUUCUUUAUUGUGGAUAACUAAAUUGUUUUCUUUUAUUACCAUGUUUAAGUGAAUCCUAAGAGCUUACUGCCGAAUAGUCUUUAUUUCUUACGUUUAAAAGAAGUAGCUCAUUAUUGUGCACUGAGCAUUUUUUUUUUUUAGGUACAUACUUCUUAAAAUUAAGAAAUCUUGUGAGUUUAAAACUUGUUAUUUUGUUAAAUCAAAUUUUCAAAUUUAUUUCUUUAAAAUUUAAAUCAAUUUUUAACUAUCUUAGUUUCCUUGUUAGUUGUCAAAGUAUUAGAGUAGGCAAUAUUUUGUUUAUACUUAUUAGCAUUUCAGGUUAAGUUUCUUUUUUCAUUUUCCUGGAAGAGGGAUGCUUUUUUUCAAUGCGUACUUAUUUUAGAAGUGAUUUUUCUUUUUUCUCAGAAAUUUUUAUCUUAGGUUCAGGGAUAACUUUAAAAGUAGCAAACUUUUAUUUCGAAUGAAACAUGUUUUUUUCACCAUCCCUUUUUCCCAGAAAAAUCGACAAAUUCUGUUUUUCUUCUUUUUCUGAUUAUUCUUCUCUCUUAGUUCCAAUUCUUCAUGUUCUAACUUGCACUAUGAAGCUGCACCCAGACGGUCUGGUAUUAUUUUAAAGAUGUAGAAAAUUUGUUUCCGAUUUGAAUUUACAACUAAAUUCAAGUCAGAAUCUGUUAUCGUUGAUAAUUUAGAAAAUUUAGUAAUUUUGUCCCUUGACCUUCAAAAUUUGUCCAAAAUUAAGACAGUUUAAAUAAUUAAUGAUUAACAAUAUAAUUAGUGGAUGUUAGUCUCGUCGAUUUUAUUACUUUUCUAAUAAAAAUGUUAAAUUUAUCUCAAGCUCUUUCGGUAGUUGAGUUUUUGCAGGUAAUUGGGUAGCUAUUAAUUACUUAAGUUUUGCAUGAUGAUCGUAGUUUCAAUUUAAACACUGAUUAUUUAAAUAAUCCAAUGUUGAUAAUCCUUCUCUGAUGAGUAUGGAGCUUAUUUAGGAAAGCUCUGGAAAAUUUAUAAAUUUAAGGGAUUUUUUCAUAGAAAAAACAAAUGAACAAGAAAAAAAGUUUGUUAUAUGUCUAAUAUAUUUAUGUACAAUUUGCAUUUUAACUUUAUAACUUUUGAUUCAUAUAGGUAUUUACCCUGAAGGAGCUAUUCAGGCAUGGUCUAAAUCUAGACUUUUGACUUGUUUUAUUGGUUUAAUUUUUAUAGCGUGUAUCAAGAAAGUUUCUAAGUAUGUCAAUCGCACCAUGUUCUCUGUAAAAUUAUUACUUUUACUUAAUAUUUUAAGUUCCUCACCAAAUGUUUUAUGGUGAAAGGAGAUCAUCUCGAGGGUUUUGACAUUGGUCAAAUGGGGAUUUAAUGUAUCCCAUUUGCAGGUUUAGACAUUCUUGAAAAAUGUUGCACAUGUCAAAAGAAUCAUUUGCCUGGAAUUUUGAAUUGGAAGAUUUGACUGCUUAGCAUAAAAUUAGAUGUUGAAUAACAUCCUUGAAUUCUCAGCUCUGAAAAUCUAGUGUUAAUUAAUCUUGUUUCACUUUUUUAAAUUUUUGUAGGGACUGGAAACUAGUGGUUUCCCCAUCCUAGUGAUUUUUGCUCGCAUAAUUUGCCUACCAUCAUAGAAUCGUCAUUGAAUCGUGUUUUGAUGUUUUCGGACUUUAGUUCAGUAGUUACAAACAAGACCUGUCCAAACACUCAAUUUUCCUGUUCAACAUUAAUGGAGAUAUUGCCCUUCAAAAAACUUUGUAUAUAUCAUCCACCGCAAUUUUUUCCACUGUGGUUUCAUCUGUGUUUUUAGUCAAGCAUUCAAUGUAAAUGUUUGCAUCCUCAAUCGAUGUAGCCGAUGUUGAAGUAACCAUAGUAUGUGCUGCCGCUGUCGAUGGCCUCAUACAAGUGUUUUUCAAAGGGUGAUAUCUUCAUUAAUGAUGGACGCAAAAACUAGGCGUUAAGAUAGAUCUUAUUACUCUCUGCCACAAUGUGCUUCAACCGUCAAAAUGCGAUUUUAUGACUAGGGCAACUGACUGCAUAUAGUCAAGAGCCAAAGUGAUUGAUGGAUGAGAGGUGAUGCUCUUCUUAUAUAGUCUUUGUUGGUGUGAUUGGACGCAAAUAGAACUUGUAGAGAUCCAGUUUCCAUUUCAAUGUAAAUCUUCCUCUAUUUACUUGACGAUACCAAAAUAUUUUCGACUGAGUCAAGCUCUACAAGCCACUAUAGUUUGAAGCUGACCUGUCCGUCAGUCCAAUCAAAGUUUUAGGAUAGGCUCUUAAGUUACAUAUCAUGAAUUUUUUAAGAUCAUUAAAAAUGAGACUAUAAAAAACUACAUUAUAUUUAGGUUUUUCAUUUAUUCUAAAUUCUCUCUAAAGUACUACAUUUUGCUCAUUUGUUUUUAAGUAAUGGAAUGGUAGGAAUUUGUUUUACUUUUCUUGUUCCUUGGUUCUAAAGACUCAGCUCAUUCUGUCUAAGUUACUAAUCCAAAGUAGACGUGAUCAUUAUUUCUUAUGUGUAUAAUUAGGGGUUUAAAAUUGCCUAGCAUUGGGGAAGGAGUGAUAGGCGUUUCCUACGAAGUGAGGUAUCACACUUGAAUCAGAUGCUUAUUGAGAAACAAUUAUUUCAUCAAAAGUAGGUUGAAAUUUUAACUCCGGUUUUUCAACUCAGUGACCUUCUUACUUUUUCUCAUUCUCUUCUUGCCAAGUUUAAAAAGUUCGUCUUCGUGUGAAUUCACAGUGAGCAGUUCAUAAUUAAAGAAAUGAAAUACAUCUUAUGAGGAUACUGGUUUCAAUAAAUUUUUCUGCAAAACAUAGGUUUUAAUCUGCUUCUGAAAAAUCUGAUUUGAAAUCAGACGGUUAGAGAAAAAUCCAUGGCAACUUAAAACAUUGUAUCUGGAAGUGUAAAAUAAAAAAAUUGAUUCUACUCUCGAAUAUUUAUAGCUUGGAUUUCAAGGUUUUUGUGAAAGAUUUUCCAAAGUAAAUAUAUUAAAUAUUCUUCCAAUCAUAAGAUGCUUGGUUUUUGCUGAAAACUGAAGGCAAGAAAUGCUCAAGUUUAUGUUUUUUGUGUGAUUUACCUGAACAUGAUUAUUUCAACUUGCCGGAUCAAAAAUUGUCUCUUCAACUUCACGACUGAUUGAUCCACACUGUCAAUCUGAUUGACAUGCUGCCACUUUUCUUUUACAAACUUUUUUUUAAGGUGCGUUCAAUCAUUGUAUAUCUUGUAGUUUACCUUACCUCCUUCUCCUCUGCUUCGCUAAACUAGGUACUUCUGACAUUGCUCAAUGAUCUCAAUGUACAAAAAAACUGAAUUUAUGGAAUAAUUAUCAUUAUCAUUAUUAGCAAGUUACUGAGUGUCAAAAAUUUAAUGUAUGUUGCUGCCAUUAGCUGUAAAUCUCUCAAAAUGUGUCCCCUUGUUUUCUACUGUGGUUUCUAAUAAAUGUGCUGUUCCUAUGAUUA
Molecule: messenger RNA, 5586 nt
Organism: Bemisia tabaci
Lineage: Eukaryota; Metazoa; Arthropoda; Insecta; Hemiptera; Aleyrodidae
Source: RefSeq, a predicted model, not a curated record